AUGGCCGAGCAGAAAGAAAGCGGCGGCAGCUCGUUGCUGCAUGGCAAGUACGAGCUGGGCCGUCUUCUGGGUCACGGCACCUUCGCCAAGGUCUACCAUGCCCGCCACCUGCAGAGCGGGAAGAACGUGGCUAUGAAGGUUGUGGGGAAGGAGAAGGUGAUUAAGGUGGGGAUGAUGGAGCAGAUCAAAAGGGAGAUCUCCGUCAUGAGGAUGGUGAAGCACCCCAACAUCGUCGAGCUCCACGAGGUCAUGGCGAGUAAGUCCAAGAUCUACUUCGCCAUGGAUCUGGUCCGCGGCGGCGAGCUCUUCGCCAAAAUCGCCAAGGGCCGGCUCAGGGAGGACGUUGCCAGAGUCUACUUCCAGCAGCUCAUCUCCGCCAUAGAUUUCUGCCACAGCCGCGGCGUUUACCACCGGGAUCUGAAGCCGGAGAACCUCCUCCUAGACCAGGACGGCAACUUGAAGGUCACCGACUUCGGGCUUAGCGCUUUUACCGAGCACUUGAAGCAGGACGGGCUCCUCCAUACCACAUGCGGCACGCCGGCGUACGUGGCUCCGGAGGUCAUCGGAAAAAAAGGAUACGACGGAGCCAAGGCGGAUCUCUGGUCCUGCGGCGUCAUCCUCUACGUGCUUCUCGCCGGGUUUUUGCCGUUUCAAGACGACAAUCUCGUGGCCAUGUACCGGAAGAUUUACAGAGGAGAUUUCAAAUGCCCGCCGUGGUUCUCGUCUGAGGCCCGGAGACUCGUGACGAAGCUCCUCGACCCGAACCCGAGUACCCGAAUCACCAUUUCCAAGGUCAUGGACUCCUCCUGGUUCAAGAAAUCGAUUCCCAAAGUCGUACUGACGAAACAGGAGCAGGAGUUCGACGAGCCGAGCGACAAGAUCACGGCGAAGCAGACGGAGACGCUGAACGCGUUUCACAUAAUCUCGUUGUCGGAGGGGUUUGAUCUGUCGCCGCUCUUCGAGGAGAAGAAGCGGGAGGAGAGGGAGGAGCUGCGGUUCGUGACAACGCUGUCGGCAAGCAGCGUGAUUUCGAAGCUGGAGGAGGUGGCGGCGGCGGGGAAGUUCAGGAUAAAGAAGAGCGACUCGAUGGUGAGGCUGCAGGGGCAGGAGAGCGGGAGGAAGGGGAAGCUGGCGAUAGCGGCGGAGAUAUUCGCCGUGACGCCGUCGUUUUUGGUGGUGGAGGUGAAGAAGGACAAUGGUGAUACGUUGGAGUACAACCAGUUCUGCAGCAAGGAGCUGCGGCCGGCGCUCAAGGACAUCGUAUGGACAUCCCCCGUCGAGAAUUCGACGGCGGCUUGA
Malus domestica (apple) is the source of this 1299-nucleotide messenger RNA. RefSeq names its product CBL-interacting serine/threonine-protein kinase 6-like. Gene Ontology annotation, molecular function: ATP binding; protein serine/threonine kinase activity. NCBI's taxonomy places the organism in Eukaryota, Viridiplantae, Streptophyta, Magnoliopsida, Rosales, Rosaceae. The record is from RefSeq and is marked provisional. Gene Ontology annotation, biological process: signal transduction; protein phosphorylation.